ACGUUUUCCAAUCCAGACAAAGGGCAAAGAUUUCUUUAUUGGUUACACGACACAUUGUGAUCGAAAGCUAAAGAUAAAUAUUUAUAAAAAAUUUGUAAAAUAUAAUCGAAUAAUAUUUAUUAUUAAUUCAGUUUGUACAUAUAUAUUUUUAAUACUAAACUAAUAAAUUAUUCUACUCUUGAUUUAAAUAAAUACACAAUCUAAGAGAGGGAAAAGUAUGAUAAUCCAAAACAAAUAAAAGAUGUACAUUCAUAUGUUACUUAUUCCUAAUAUAAAGGAUAAAUAAAAGAUGUUUCUUAAAUAGGAAUAUUACAUAUCAUCACUAUGGUAGAAGGAGCUGGAUGUGGCGAAUUACAACAAUUGGUCCAAGAAGAGGAAUGCGAAGAACCACUUAGUCAUGGAGGAGAAGCUACUCCUCCGUCAACACCAGCAAGAUCUCAACGUCCAAGCAAAACUGAAGUACACAACUCCAAUGUGUCGCAACAAAUACUGUGGGAAAAUAACACACAAAUAUCACCAAUUAUCAGUAAAGGAAGCUCUGGUCAAGGGACAAGUCAAGGUUCUAUGGUUUCUGGUCGACUUGCUAAUACUUCGAGUUACACUGGCAAUCAAUCUCGAUUAACAUAUUUCAAUGAAAAGGAGAAACAAAGACCUACUCGACCAGAUCCACCAAGAAUUGCAAGACAGCACAAAGCCUUGGUGCCAUGCAAACACCAUUGCUUUCUGUCAGAGGUUCCUGAUGUUCGCCAUAUGGAACAAGCUCUGCUGCAAUUAUUGGAAGACUUUCACAGUGGAAAUUUACGAGCAUUUGGAAAAGAUUGUAGUAUGGAACAGAUGACCGAAAUACGAGAACAACAAGAACGUUUAGCUAGGCUACAUUUUGAGUUAGGCCAACGACAAGAAGUGGGUGGAGAGCAGUCGGGUCUUCGUCAAUCGAGUGCGAAUAUGCGACAUUUGCUUCAUCGUCUUCAACAAUUGAGUAUCUGUAUAGAGAAAAUGAAAUCAGCAGCUUCAUCACAAUCACAUCGUACAAUUACAAUUCACGAUACUUUGCAACCAUUGAGCUACACGAAACGACCUGCAUUUGAUGCCUUAUGGGAGCCGAAGGAUGUAGCUGGUAUCGAUGUAAGGGCGACAGAAAAAAGACGUAUUCUUGGAGAUGAACAUCUGGAGAACAUAAUCAAAGAAAGGCCAAGAAUAUAUAUGGUGCCAAGUGUAAGUUUAGAUAAUGUACAAGAUAAGGAUAAAAGAGAAUUAAUGAUUGAUUUUAUAUACAAAACGACGAUAAAUCAAGCGGCAGAAGAAGUUUGGAAUGAUUUUGAAAGCUCUUGUUUACCACAAAUAAAAGAGCGAGAAAAACCUUUAACUGAUCAACGAGUAAUAGCUCAUUUGCCGGCGAGAUUUCGAGGAGCUGCUAAGAAAUGGGACAGCAUGCAGAGUCGUUCUCUUCUCAUGAAUAUCUGCUACAAUAAGAAAGUUAAAUGAAACGUAUUUAUAACAAUUCUCAACAGAGAAAUAUCAAAGAGCGCGUAUAAGGAAAUUAGUCGAUGAAAAUUAAUUAUCUUUUAUAAAAAAUUGCUUUUAUUGUAUACAGGACGUAAAUCUUACAUAUGGAGUGCAUAUGGAGUACCUUUAGAAAAAAAUAAACUAUGAUCAGCCAGUUAAAAGUAACAAGGUAUUCAACUCAUUUACGAGUAUGUCUUUUUACAUGAUUUUCACAAUCUUCAUAAAUUAUAUAAUUCUAGUUAGAGAAUACGCGAUUCGCCAAAUAUAUUAUAAUGAUAUAUAUAUA
Cataglyphis hispanica is the source of this 1792-nucleotide messenger RNA. RefSeq lists its product as uncharacterized. NCBI's taxonomy places the organism in Eukaryota, Metazoa, Arthropoda, Insecta, Hymenoptera, Formicidae. The transcript has 8 exons. The record is from RefSeq and is a predicted model, not a curated record.